UCAACGUAUAAAUUCGCAAAUUAGGGUUAGGGUUCCUCAUUGCCGGCUUCACAGCUUCGCCCACAACCAGCAAAAGAACGAGCUUUGCAUCGGAGGCGAAAAUGGUGAAGGGUCGCCAGGGAGAGCGAGUCAGACUCUACGUGCGAGGGACUGUCCUCGGCUAUAAGAGGUCGAAGUCGAAUCAGUACCCGAACACAUCACUGAUCCAGAUCGAGGGAGUGAACACCAAGGAGGAGGUGGCAUGGUACGCCGGGAAGAAAAUGGCCUACAUCUACAAGGCCAAGGUCAAGAAGAACGGGACUCACUACCGUUGCAUCUGGGGGAAGGUUGCCCGGCCCCACGGUAACAGUGGCGUUGUUCGUGCCAAGUUCAAAUCAAACUUGCCUCCCAAGUCCAUGGGAGCUCGGGUUAGAGUUUUCAUGUACCCCAGCAACAUAUGAGCUCCUGGGCACAUGCAGACACCAUUGGAGUCUUUGCGGGCAUGAGGGAAUCUAUGCUUCUUUCAGCGUGCGCUAAAAUAGAUGGUUUUCGGCUUUUGCACUACAACUUUAAAGUUUUGGAAAUUGGUAGACUUCCUUUUAGUUUUUCUGUAAGGCAUGGACAACCUUGUAGCUGUGACAAUGAAGUUUUGCCUAUUACGAGUUUCGAUUUCAGCUA
Molecule: messenger RNA, 657 nt
Organism: Punica granatum (pomegranate)
Lineage: Eukaryota; Viridiplantae; Streptophyta; Magnoliopsida; Myrtales; Lythraceae
Source: RefSeq, a predicted model, not a curated record